AUGGCCGCCUUACAGGCUGUGAAGCAAUUUCGCCUCCGUGAGGUUGCCUCCCUCGUCUCUACGGACCAGAAGCUUGCUCUCUCACGGACAAAAGUUCUUAACCCCUUCCUUCCUCACAAAAACCCGGACACACAACGCUGGGCACCGCCCAAAUACUCUCUGAGGCGACAAGCCGAGCUCAUUAAGCUUGCUCGUGCUAGCAACACUUUACAUCUUCUCCCGCCUGGCCCCAAGCUUGGCCCCUCCGCCCUUCAAAGUCUUACUGCUGGCUCGAGCGGGGUAUCAUCUUCCUCCGCGCCCGGGACCGAAGAGGUUUGGACCCAGGAGGUAGAAUGGGAAGGUGAAAUCAAAGAGAAGGCGGUUCCAGGUGCGGAUGUUGGGAACAGACUAUACGCCGCCAAACGCAGGAUGUUCAAGGGGCACAAAUGGGAGAGGACGAAGGAGAAGAGGGAGGAGACGCGGAAGAUGCUCAUGAAGGGCAUGAAGCAACGCAUCGAGCGUUUCAAGACGACAUAUCGUCGAAAGGCACCCAGCCCUAUCAGCGUUCCUCGGACCACAAGCUAUACCAAGCUUCCGUUCUGAUGAUAGAACUAUCGUGUAUCCCCCACACCUCCAUUGUUCCCGAAGCAUUAUCUAUAGAGUCAUCCC
Postia placenta MAD-698-R-SB12 is the source of this 648-nucleotide messenger RNA. RefSeq lists its product as hypothetical. The transcript is spliced from 2 exons. Gene Ontology annotation, cellular component: mitochondrial large ribosomal subunit. The record is from RefSeq and is a predicted model, not a curated record. NCBI's taxonomy places the organism in Eukaryota, Fungi, Basidiomycota, Agaricomycetes, Polyporales, Adustoporiaceae. Gene Ontology annotation, molecular function: structural constituent of ribosome. The coding region runs from base 1 to 582 and encodes 193 amino acids.